AUGGCUACUCUUCAAAGUCAAACUUUACCAACAUAUACCGUCGGUGAUUACGCUUCAUUUGCCUUAGCUGGUGCUAUUGGUUGUGGUGUUACUCACGGUGCCAUGACCCCAAUUGAUGUUAUCAAGACCAGAAUUCAAUUAGAACCAACAGUAUACAACAAGGGUUUGCUCGGUUCAUUGAAAAAGAUUGUCGGUGCUGAAGGUGCUGGUGCUUUAUUAACCGGUUUAGGUCCAACUGUGUUGGGUUACUCUUUACAAGGUUGUUUCAAAUUCGGUGGUUACGAAUUAUUCAAGAAGAACUUCACUGAACUUGUCGGUGUCGAUACCGCCAAGAAAUACAAGAACUCCGUCUACAUGGGUUCCGCUGCUUUAGCUGAAUUCUUCGCUGAUAUUGCUUUAUGUCCAUUAGAAGCUACUAGAAUUAGAUUAGUUUCUCAACCAAACUUUGCUAACGGUUUAAUCGGUGGUUUCUCCAGAAUCUUAAAGGAAGAAGGUGUCGGUUCUUUCUACAAUGGUUUCACCCCAAUUUUAUUCAAGCAAAUUCCAUACAACAUCGCUAAGUUCUUGGUUUUCGAAAGAGCUUCUGAUGCUAUUUUCGGUGCUGUCGGUACUCCAAAGAACCAAUUAUCCGAAACUAAAUUGACUUUAAUUAACUUGUCUGCCGGUAUUAUCGCUGGUUGUGCUGCCGCUUUCGUUUCCCAACCUGCUGACACCUUAUUAUCCAAGGUUAACAAGACCAAGAAGGCUCCAGGUCAAUCUACUAUCGGUUUAUUAGGUCAAUUAGCUAAGCAAUUAGGUGUUGUUGGUUCUUUCGCCGGUUUACCAACCAGAUUGGUUAUGGUCGGUACCUUAACCUCCUUACAAUUCACCAUCUACGGUCAUAUUAAGAAGAUGUUGGACUGUCCAAAGGCUGUUGAAUUAUAG
Messenger RNA from Debaryomyces hansenii CBS767, 924 nucleotides. RefSeq names its product Mir1p (gene MIR1). Gene Ontology annotation, molecular function: phosphate transmembrane transporter activity. Gene Ontology annotation, cellular component: mitochondrial inner membrane. The transcript has a single exon. Bases 1 to 924 code for a protein of 307 amino acids. The record is from RefSeq and is a predicted model, not a curated record. Gene Ontology annotation, biological process: mitochondrial phosphate ion transmembrane transport. NCBI's taxonomy places the organism in Eukaryota, Fungi, Ascomycota, Pichiomycetes, Serinales, Debaryomycetaceae.